Molecule: messenger RNA, 7712 nt
Organism: Cavia porcellus (domestic guinea pig)
Lineage: Eukaryota; Metazoa; Chordata; Mammalia; Rodentia; Caviidae
Gene: Fads1
Product: fatty acid desaturase 1
Exons: 15
Coding region: 57-1391 (444 amino acids)
Biological process (GO): lipid metabolic process
Cellular component (GO): membrane
Molecular function (GO): oxidoreductase activity, acting on paired donors, with oxidation of a pair of donors resulting in the reduction of molecular oxygen to two molecules of water
Source: RefSeq, a predicted model, not a curated record
GCGCACGGCGGGGGUCGAGGUGCAGAAAGCCGGGCGCGCCCCGCGGUUCCUGCGCUAUGGCUGCGGAACCCGAGGCGGCCGGGACGCGGGUGCAGGGGCGCGGAGCGCGCCUCUUCACAUGGGAGGAGGUGGCUCGGCGCUCGGGGCGCGGGGAACGCUGGCUGGUGAUCGAGCGCAAGGUGUACGACAUCAGCGACUUCGCGCGGCGCCACCCGGGUGGCUCGCGCGUUAUCAGCCACUACGCGGGCCAGGAUGCUACGGAUCCCUUCCUGGCCUUCCACAUCGACAAGGCCCUGGUAAGGAAGUACAUGAGCCCACUGUUGAUCGGGGAGCUGUCUCCGGAGCAGCCCAGCUUCGAGCCCACCAAGAAUGAGGCACUGACCCAUGAGUUCCGGGAGCUUCGGGCCGCAGUGGAGCAGAUGGGGCUCCUGAGGAGUGACCACCUCUUCUUCCUACUGUACCUGCUGCACAUCCUGCUGCUGGACGUGGCCGCUUGGCUCACCCUGCGCAUCUUCGGGACAUCCCUGGUGCCCUUCCUCCUCUGUGCCGUGCUGCUCAGCGUAGUGCAGGCACAGGCCGGCUGGCUGCAGCAUGAUUUCGGCCACCUGUCAGUCUUCAGCACCUCCACAAUGAACCACCUGCUGCAUCACUUUGUGAUCGGCCACCUGAAGGGUGCCCCUGCCAGCUGGUGGAACCACAUGCACUUCCAGCACCAUGCCAAGCCCAAUUGCUUCCGCAAAGACCCGGACAUCAACAUGCAUCCCUUCUUCUUUGCCUUGGGAAAGGUCCUUUCGGUGGAGCUUGGGAGGCAGAAGAAAAAGUACAUGCCGUACAAUCACCAGCACAAGUACUUCUUCCUGAUCGGGCCCCCAGCCUUGCUGCCUUUCUACUUCCAGUGGUACAUUUUCUAUUUUGUCAUCCAGAGGAAGAAGUGGGUGGACUUGUUCUGGAUGCUGACCUUCUACGCCCGCCUCUGUCUCACCUACGUGCCACUGCUAGGCCUCUGGGGUUUCCUGGGCCUUUUCUUCAUCGUCAGGUUCCUAGAGAGCAACUGGUUUGUGUGGGUGACGCAGAUGAACCACAUCCCCAUGCACAUCGACCACGACCGUAACAUGGACUGGGUGUCGACCCAGCUGGCGGCCACCUGCAAUGUGGAGCAGUCCUUCUUCAACGACUGGUUCAGUGGCCACCUCAACUUCCAGAUCGAGCACCACCUCUUCCCCACGAUGCCCCGGCACAAUUACCACAAGGUGGCACCACUAGUGCGGUCCCUGUGCACCCGGCAUGGUGUCCAGUACCAGUCUAAGCCUCUGCUUGCUGCCUUUGCUGACAUUGUGCGCUCGCUGAAGGAGUCAGGGCAGUUGUGGCUGGAUGCCUACCUCCACCAGUAGUGGCAGCUGCUCCCCUGCUCUGCCUGGAAGAGGAUAGAUGCUUUGGGGACCUGCCACUGCGGCUCAGCUCAGCAUGGGGGACACAGGCGGGCAUGGGAGUGUUUCCUUUCCCUACUUCAGGGGAUGCAGGCAGGUGGUGAGUGCAGGGUACCAGGAAGGGGCCUGAGCAGGGCUCUUGGCUGUUUCUUAGUAACUCAACCUCCUCCCUAGCAAAGCUUGGGGCCAGAGGAGCCGAGACCCUGAGUGCUUAGGUGGAAACCAGCUGCCUCCCUGCCAGGGCUGGGGGAAGGCCCAGCCUGUUGUCUGGAGACCUCUGACCCCCAGGACCCUGGCACUGCUGCUCUGUCUCUAGUUAUGUCAGGAUCCAGUGGGAAACAGAAGUCGGGGUGUCACUGGUUAUUAGGAACCCCUUCUCCCCUCUAAAGUUUUGUGCCCCAGGAAAGAGGUCUCACUUCCUGCCCCACUAGCAAGUGAGCAGACAGGUCUGUCUCCCUCCCUAAAGAGAUGGCACUCUGGUGGCUCUCCUUUGCUUGCCAGCCUGUGGCUCUGAGGAGGCAGUGAGUGACCUGCAACACCUCCAGGCUGGAAAGCAGGACACACAUGCCCAGGAGCAGAGGGUCCCCAAAUCACUCCCAGACCGAGACAGGAAGGCUGCGGGUGCAGGUGCCUGUGGCAUCCCAGCGUCUUCCUGUUGGCUUCUCUCCAGUGUCCGAGUCUUAUGGAGACCCGAUGGGAAUUUAGGGUAACUUCUUAAAAAUACACAAUGCUGAAAGUCAGUGUUUAAAUCUAGUUUGCGAAAAAUAAAGUUUGAACUCAUAUUCCCAGAGGGUCCCAAAUAUGCCUGAGUCUCCCCGAACCCCUCAGGAUGCCAUGCACGGCCCUGCCCCCUGCCACAGCCUGUCUGGCCUGGAAGACAGAAACAGGGACCAUGUCUGCUGGCGAGCAGGGUGGAGAUUGGGCCUGUGCCCAGGCUGGGGGUCCUUGAGGUUAGAUAGGGUGGAGAUUGGGUCUGUGCCCAGGCUGGGGGUCCUUGAGAUUCAGGCAGCAUAGUAGGGCCACCCCACAAAGGCCCUGCUGGACAGCCUCUUGACCAUCAGGCUGGGCUGAAGCCUGGGAGCGGGGUCAGAGCACUCUAGAGGAGGUGUUAUGCAGACCCAGCCCUGGCUCUGUCAUCGAGUCAUGAACGUGGCAUCAGCAGCUUGGGAUGCCAGCUGGCUCCAGCCCCAAUCACCUCCCUGUUCCAGGCCAGCGAGUGCCAACGCCAGUCCCAGUGCCUUAAUUGCCGCGGCCUGCUCAGCCUCUGCAGUGUGGCUUCACAUGGCCACUCAGGACAGGGGAAGACUCACAACACCCCAGUGUAAAGGGCAAGACCCUAAGGCCAUAGGCAGAUGAAAAAAACCACUUAGGUCAUAAAAAAAAAAAAAAAAAAAAAAAAAAAAACCACUUAGGUCGCCUGAGGCCAUGCAGAUGGGGGCUAAGGGCCACAGCUACCCUUCCUGCACCAACCGUCAUCUCCAUUGCCAGGCCAGGGGUGUUUCCUCUAAUCAGGCCCCAGGCCAGGACCUGUCCUGUGUGCCAGUGCCGUUAUCAUCCCCGUGGUACAGAGCAGUAAAGUUAACUAACCAAGUAGAGGCUUGUCAUCAAGUCCCAGUUCUGCUCCCCCGUGCUCCUGCUUCCCACACCACCCUCUGUACUCACCUCAAGGAGAAGCAGGGGACUUGGGUGAUGCACCAGGAUGGUGCCUGACGGGACAGCCAGGUCCUCCCCGACCCCAUACUCAGGUACCAGGCCCCAAACCCUUCUACCUUUGGUUUUCCCUAUGGAGUCAUUUCCCUGUACCCUGGUCUCCUAGGUAUCACACUACCUGAUCCUGGGUAAGCAGAUGGCACUGUGUCUAGUAACCCACUGUCCUAGGAGGUACAGGUGGGCCCUGAAAGGAGCCUGUGCAGACCCACUGACAGCUGUCUAGGGAAAGCCCUUAGGCCUGGAGUCAGGAUACCAAGCGCACCCUGUGUGCCACCUCAGGUGACAAGCGCUUCACAGCUCACUACAAGGGUGGCCAUACCCAAGGUCUGCCCCACCCACCCUCCCCCAUGGUGUAGACAGCCUGAAUCAGAAAUCCAGGCCAAUGAAUGCUGUGGCUUUGUUUAUCUGGGAAAAACCCACUUCUUUUGUCAGCUGUUGGAGCAAAACAGUAAACAAAACAGCUCUGCCCCAGGUCAGACUCCCACCUCCCUCCAUGUCAAGGGCUUCCUGGGGGACUCUCCUGCCUCAGCUGCAGGCCUGCUUUCACCCUGGGUUUCAUCUAAGGCUUCACCUGGAGAAUCACAUGCUCUAUCCAAAAGGCUUGAAAGCCAGUGAUGCUUCCCUCUCCCAUCCAGAUUUUGGAGACACUGAUUUUCAAUUUGAAAUGGCAGCAAAGGGGAUGCUGAGGGGCUGGUCAGCCCCCCCACCAUACCAAGGGUCCGCCCACCCAGCUGAGGGACAGGAAGUCAGCUUUGCAUCCUACACACAGGCGUGGUGACUCCCUGGUGCCUGUGUCCUGACUCAGUCACAUGGCUUUCUCUGGGACAGGUCGGGCUGGAAGGGUGUCAGAAAAGCACUGAAUUUAUGAAAACCUGCAGCAAGAUGAACUAGACAUCUGAAUGGCUUACAUGGCAACUGCUGUGGCCUUGGAAGGCCAUAGUGCCACCUGGUGGCCACUCAGCCACGGGUCAGCAGGAGGACUCCAGUGUGUCACCCUGUGGUGGCAAGCAGAGCAUUACUAUAUGGGGCUGAGCACCUGGGGAAUUCUGACAUUUGCAAAGAACAUGGUGUUUACCACACGUUUACCAUUUUAUUGAUUUUCUUUUCCCAUCACAUCUAAAACAAAAACAGCUUAAUAUACCAGUGUCUGAUCCCAGUCUUUCUCAGUUGAGUGCCCUGCAAAGCCCAAAGGGCCACCUGACUCCUCUGAAUAGCGCCUUCAUGCAUCAGCCAGCAGGUCCAGUUCCCGCCAGGAGCCCAGCUGGGUAUCCAAGCCCUGCUGCCAAGGCAGGGCCUUCUGCUUGCUUCCUGCCUUCUAGGCAAGGCUGAGGGCAGAUGGGACCGGGAAGGACAGCACAGCAGGUUCUGCCCUCAGCUGCCUGGCCUCCGCCACUUCCCUUGUCUUGCUUUAGAACAGGCUGCUGUCACUGCUGCAUAAUAGAGGAUCCAGUGUCCACUGAGAGGUGGUUUGAGCUGACACUUUCCUGAGCUACAGGGGGUCCUUCCUGCCAUGACAUAGUGACAGGGAAGCCCCAGAGAGGAGGGUGGUACAGGCGCUGACUUGCUUACACUUCUGAGCGCAAGAGGCAGUGCAUGGGAUCUCGGGCGCAGCAACUUUACUUUCCCCUUUUGAACCUGCCUGCCACCCCCGUCUUUGCCUUCUUCUUCGUGGGCCCCUUAGGCUCUGGCUCCUUGCGCUUGGCUGAGGACAGUGAACCGGUCACCUUGAAGAAAUCAUCCAGGCGGCCCUGUGUGCUGCCCUGGCGGCUCUUGCUCAGUCGCCGGACCCCGCUUCGGAUCCGCUCCUCAGAGAACUGCUUCUCACCACACAGGAACUUGACCAGCUGCUCCUCGUCGGGCUCACUCCACUUCAGCUCCACGGACUCAGGGUCCAGCACCUCAGGCUCCAGGAAGAGCUGCUGUGCCUCCUUGUGCAGCCAGUUCUCGGGCACAGGGUACUUGCUGUGGUCCAGACGCCGCACAAUCUCCUCGAUGCUCUUGUGCUUCUGGAUGAGGUCCACGGCCCGCUUGGGCCCAAUGCCCCGGAUGCUCUCGCAGUAGUCACUGCCCAGCAGGAUGCACAGGUCCACGAACUGCGCCUGUGUCAGGUCCAGCGCCUGCAGCACACGGCUUAGGUGGAACUCUUGGAUGGGGAGCUUCUUUGCUUCGCUAGCGGUCAGGUGUCGCAUUAGCACGGGGCUGCCAAAGGUGAGGCAGUCCAUGUCCUCAGUAGCUGCAGCAUACACCUUGCCAGCCUUCACCAGCGCAGCACAGCUGGCCUCUGCCUCGCUAGGGGCAUCAAGGUAUGGGAUGCCCAUGAGGCUCAGCAGAUGCUUGCACUCGUCGUUGUGCUGCUUUGUGACCUUGACCAGCCGCUUGGUGAACUUUUCUACUUCUUCCUCCGCCCCAACAGCCUGGGCCUGCUGCAGCUGUUUCUCUGCCUCGGCACGCCGCUCGCUACGCUUGGCCAGCUCACCCGACUUGAGCUGCGGUGGCUUCCCGUCAAAGACGUACACAGGCUUGAUGCCAUUCUCCACCAUGCGGAUGGUGCGGUAGAACAUGCCCAUCAGGUGACUGGUGGUCUCCCCCUCCUCGUUCUGCAGCACCUCCCCGCCCUGGCGAACAGCUAUCAGGAACUGGUAGAUGCUCAUGGAAGCAUCAAUGGCCACCUUGCGGCCAAAGUAGCUCUUGAUGUCAUUCUCCCGGAUGGCACCCGGGGCCACAUCAGCAAUGAGUUUGGCCAGGCCUUGAAUUCCCAUGGCUGCAAAAGAAGAGUGAGCAGAGUUUUAGGUUGGGCCUGGGAACACACGCCUGUAACUGCAGCAACUCAGGCGGCUGAGGCACGAGAAUUACAAGUUUAAGCCAGGCCUGGGCAGCUUAGUGAGACUCUGUCUCAAAAUCAAAAAACGUUUAAAGGGAUGGGGAUUUAACUCAGGGAAGCCCUGGGCUCAAUCCACAGUACUGAAAAAAAUUAAUGACAUGAUUUCUAGUGUGCAUGGUAAGGCAUCUGGCCAGUCUGCUGAUGCUGGCACAGGCCCGCACCCUAAGGAAUAUUCUAGGAGACUUCUAGUUCCUACUCUUUCUUUCCUUUCUGGAGUAGGAGUGAGGGCUACAUUCCUGUUCUUAAGUCCCGACACCUCCGCAGGCAUCAAGAUCUUUCAGGUUCUGGCUCCCAAACGACCUCACUUUCGCCAGGCUGGGCCCUCCUUCACGGCCCACCUCACUUUGGUUCCCCCGGAAACAGCAGUGGCGGCCAAGGCUGGGUCUCACUUCUGGGUGCCUGCAACCACCUGUUUGGUGGUUAGUUUGCUCAUCCGUAAACUAAGGAUGGUAACACGCCUGCCUAGCUGGAUUUGUGCUAAGAAAAACGGCGACAACAGACAGAAAAGCCAUCGCGCAGCACCCGGUGCUCUGCAGAAGCCCUCCCCACCCCACCCGCUUUGCGGGAUCGUGUGCUGAGGACCGAGCCCCGUGCACAAAGCUCGGUCGCUGUUUAUCCUCCUGCGACACUCGGCCAUGGGAACAGGAAGGGCCUUGCACGAGUGUCAAACACGCUUCUAGGGAACACAUGCCACGAGCCAUUCGGCGGGAGUGACAAUCCUCGUCCUCCGUGGGAAGAAAGGCCCAGCGUCCCAUCAAUGGCCCAGGUGUCAGCCGGAAGGCACUGGCCCUGCGGCUGGGAAGGCGCACACCGCCACCUCGAAGAUGACCCUGACCUGGGCUCUCACCUGAGCCUCCGCCGUUAGCGCUGGUCCGGUGGUGCCAAGAGUCCCGAGCGCUGUUCUUCCGAGUACGCCGCUUAGUCUUACCACUCAAGUCUCGCCGACGCCUUCCAAAGCCCGCGCUCGCCUCACGUGACGCAUCUGCCGCGCACAGCCUCCCGGAAGUGUAGUGCGGCCCUGUCUUCCGGGUCUGCUUUCUCCCGGCACGUAGGCUGGCGGGGACAGUGGUCGUUCCCAACGAUCCCGCCACACUCCUCCGCCCCGCAUGUCCUAACCCCGCCACAUUCGGCCCCCCUCAGACCCAGCUCCCUUACUCCUCCCGAGCCCGCCGGACUACAAGUCCCACAAUGCCCCUCAUAAGGCACUUCCUCUUCCGGCGCUCGAGUCGCAAGCUCCAGCCGACGUGUUCUUCCGCUGGCGAGCGACAGUUUAGGCUGUGGUGGACGCAAUGGAGCUCGAGGCCAUGAGCAGAUACACCAGCCCUGUCAACCCAGCUGUCUUCCCCCACCUGACCGUGGUGCUCCUGGCCAUUGGCAUGUUCUUCACCGCCUGGUUCUUCGUGUAUCCUUUCCUCAUCAGCCAGUGGGCCAGAAUUGUCCUUAAUGGCCCUGCCUAGCUACGAGGUCACCUCCACCAAGUACACACGGGACAUCUACAAAGAGCUCCUCAUUUCCCUGGUGGCCUCGCUUUUCAUGGGCUUUGGUGUCCUCUUCCUCCUGCUCUGGGUUGGCAUCUACGUCUGAGUCUCUGGGGUACCCCAGGCGGCUUCACUGAAUCCUUGCUUUUGUAAAAUUUUUUUACUGUUGUUAGAAGUGUUCCACCUGUUGUUCACAAUAAAGGCAGAUGUAUGACA